Messenger RNA from Clonostachys solani, 1092 nucleotides. NCBI's taxonomy places the organism in Eukaryota, Fungi, Ascomycota, Sordariomycetes, Hypocreales, Bionectriaceae. The record is from the annotation of a GenBank genome assembly.
AUGUGGGGAACCGACAAAGUCGUAUGGCCUCCAUACUGGACGCCUAUGCCACUUCCAGAUACACAGGACGACCUGCCCUUGGCCGCAACCUUCAAAGAAGACGAGAAGAAUCCUCAAAAAGACAGCCCUCUGUUCCGUCUCUCCCCCGAGAUCCGAGCGCGCAUCUACGACUUGGCCCUACAGACUAUCUGCGACCAAGACCGGACCUUUAGGGACGGGAGUUUAUUCAAGAGGCCCAGUCUAACCGGGCCCCGGCGCAUCUACACGGCACUGUUGAGGACAUGCCGCGCUGUGUACGCGGAGACUUGGGCGCUGCCCCUGCUGAAUACCUCAUUGGUCAUCCACGAAGGCUCUGACGAGGAUCGCCCUCCGAGUAGGUCAGGCUCGGACAUGUGCCCGAACCAGCAGCUCUUCUACCUACAGGCAUGGCAGCUUCUCUUGAUCGGGGGCGUGGACAUGACAUUCCAGCAGAUGAGGCUCGAGAACGGGGGCAUAGAGCAGUGGCUGCGCCGCCUUCACCACGCCAGGGGGCACGCGCGGGAGCUCAUGCGCCGCGUGGCGAGUGAGAAGCACCCGGGCAGCCAAUCUAUCAAAGACUUUGUCGAGAAUAGUCUCAUUGGCGUCAGGAUACGCUCUCUGACGGUGAGGGUGAACCGCCGCGACUGGUGGAACUGGACGAAUGACCCCUCGACCUAUUCGGCCGAGGACCUCGCCAGCCGAGAAAGAAUGAUUCGCGUGGUGCAGCCAAACACACCGCAUGACUUUGGGCCAUACCCCGAUGAUGACAGCGAGCCUCUUCUGGGUGAAGAUUGCACCCUAUCGUUUGUACUGGAGACUUUUGGCCCCAAAGCAGAAGAACUAGACUACACAGUUAACCAAGCUAGGGACUGGGUUUUUGGCACCCUUUCUCUUUCGCAGGAGGGGCAGAAUAAGCGUGUUCUGGGAUGGGAUGGUCAAGUUCGCAACGAGAGCUGGGAACGAGCCGUCAACGGGCCUCAUAUUGCCUGGCUACGGAAGCCGAUUUACAGUGCAAUUAGGAACCGCAUUGAGGUACGAGUUAUUCGAUUUAUACCGACACUAUUGCAGGAUUAG